This is a messenger RNA of Seriola aureovittata, 1762 nucleotides long. It is a transcript of the gene ccni2, whose product is annotated as cyclin I family, member 2. The transcript has 5 exons. The record is from RefSeq and is a predicted model, not a curated record. NCBI's taxonomy places the organism in Eukaryota, Metazoa, Chordata, Actinopteri, Carangiformes, Carangidae. Gene Ontology annotation, biological process: mitotic cell cycle phase transition; regulation of cyclin-dependent protein serine/threonine kinase activity. Gene Ontology annotation, molecular function: cyclin-dependent protein serine/threonine kinase regulator activity. Gene Ontology annotation, cellular component: cytoplasm; nucleus; cyclin-dependent protein kinase holoenzyme complex. The coding region runs from base 388 to 861 and encodes 157 amino acids.
GUCACGGGGGGCGGAGUCUGGGGCGUUCAAAACACAGACUGCCCUUAAUCCUCACUGAUUUUCUGCUUCCUGCCUUGUUUUGCGCGUAUUUUCUGUCACUUCAAGUUAUUUGACUUUGCGCGUUUUUCUUUAAACCUUUUGUUUUACUUGCUCUUUUUAUAUAAUGCGGCUGCUUUCCGUAUAUUCAUCGCAAAACCCGUUUUGUUCCGAGGUUGUUUUCCCUAACAGGAUCCUACUGGGGUUUGUUUGUUUGUUGCUUCUGGCGAAUAUGGAUUGAAUUAGAAACAAAAACCGUAUAAAUGCACCUGCCGUCGAGGAGAUACUCUGCGUUUGAACUCGAAGAGGUGUGUGUGCCCUGGGUGCAGCCUGGCCUGUGCUCUGGUGGAGAUGAAGAACCCAGCUGCCGCCGAGACCCGCCGGCUGGUCGGCCUGCUGGAGGCUGCUCUGGUCAGGGAGUCUCGCCUCUGGAAGGUACCUGUCUUCAAGAACGGAUGCAUCCAGGGUGCUGACAUCUCUUCAUCCCAACACAAAGAAAUGAUCCUUUGGCUCGGAGAAAUGAGCAGGCUGUUCCACUUCUGUCCAGAGACCUUUGCACUGGGGGUGUGCGUCCUCAACCGCCUGCUGUCCACUGUCAAGGCCCAACCAAAAUACCUGAAAUGCAUUGCUUUUACCUCACUGGUCCUAGCUGCCAAAAUCAAUGAGGAAGAUGAGGUAAUAGGUUCUGUUAAAGACCUGGUUGUGCAGAGCGGAUGCAACUUUUCAACAGCGGAGAUUCUUCGCAUGGAGAGGAUCAUUCUAGACAAGCUGCACUGGGACUUGUACACUGCAACACCAGUCGACUUCAUUCACAUAGUAAGUUAGAAUUCAGCAGAUACACAGGCAAAACAGAACUGUUCUUUUUUUUUUUUCUUCUUUUUUUUUUCUUUUAAACUGAACCUGAACUGUCGGAGCAUCUCACAGGGAGCUGGCUGGAUUUUGAAAUGCUUUGUGAAUUCAGGUCCCAGUCUUGCCUAAAAACACAGCAGUACAAAAGCACACAUUUAAACCAUCAUGCUUGCUUCAAGGGGGUAUUAACAUACCCUCACACACACACAUACACAUACACACAUACAGACACACACCCACACCCACACACCCCUGCCCCAACAGAGAAGAAUUGGUCCUAGUAGAGAUUGUGCAUUUAUUUUGAUUUGUCUCUUUGUGCCCACGAUUCCUAUAAACUCCAGUCAGUCCUGGUUGGAGUGUGUUGUUCUCUUAUUAAUAAUCACUGUAGCCAAGAACGAAGACUAAAAUCCCAUCUCUCACUAACGCAUAAACAAAAUAAAAUGAAAUAAAAAGGGUCUGAUUAGAGGAUCAGUUAGAUUUUUUAUAUUUGGUUGUCCAACAUAUUAGAAUAAGACGGGCUACGUGUAAUCAAAUAGUGGCUGUCAGACAGUUGAUUUUAUUUACCAAUAACAUAAUGUUGCUGCCUGACCUCAGCUGGGAUAAAACACUGCUAAAUUUGCACUUCACUCACUUGUUUUUAGGGCUAAUCUAAUUGAGUAAAUCAACUUCUAACAUUAAAAAAUCACUUCUUAAGUGCCACAUCAUAGUCACCCAUCAUAGAGGUGAUGGGUUUUUUCCCACUCUUAACAGAUGUUGAAUAUCAGCCGUCUGCAGGUUCAUUGCAAACGACAUUAGACAAAGCCAAGUUAUAACCCAGACUAAUUACCCAAUUUGCAUGUGUGUGGACAAAAAAAAAAAAAAAAAAAAAAGCAACAAA